Notothenia coriiceps (black rockcod) is the source of this 726-nucleotide messenger RNA. Its product is annotated as arylamine N-acetyltransferase, pineal gland isozyme NAT-10. NCBI's taxonomy places the organism in Eukaryota, Metazoa, Chordata, Actinopteri, Perciformes, Nototheniidae. The annotation marks the transcript as partial. The record is from RefSeq and is a predicted model, not a curated record. Gene Ontology annotation, molecular function: arylamine N-acetyltransferase activity. The transcript has a single exon.
GAUAGUCAUCUCAUCCACAAGGUCAUCGUCAAUGGAAAGGCUUAUAUAGCAGAUGUGGCCUUUGGGGUGUCUUUCCAGAUUUGGGAGCCCAUGGAGCUCGUCUCUGGAAAGGAUCAGCAUCAGGAGGCGGGCGUCUUUCGAGUCUUAGACAAGGGGGACAAGUGGGUUCUUGAGAAGACGAGCAGAAAGACCAAGGUUCUCAAUCCAGACUUUGCUAAAUCUAGUCUUGUGAAGAGGCAGGAGACAACGGCGAUAUACUGCUUUACCUUGGAGCCUCGAGAGGUUGAGCAUUUCUACGAAGCAAACAACACACUUCAGACAGAUCCUAAAUCGCUGUUCAUGAAUAAAUCCAUCGUGUCUCUGCAAACAGCGACAGGAUUCAGAGCGCUUGUGGGCUGGACCUACAGCGAGGUCACCUUCAAACCAGAGGAAGGUGUCGAUGUCUUCGACCUGAGAAACAUAGAAGAUGAGGAGAAAGAGCAAGUUCUUCUGGAGAAGUUCGAUAUAAAGCUGCAGAAGAAACUGCAGCUUGUAAGCAACAAAACCUGCUACUCACUCUAAAACAGUGGUUCUCAACUGGUCAGGCCUCGGGACCCACUUUUACCUUCGUCAAUAAAUCGCGACCCGAAAUCUUGAAACACUCAAAUCGUGCAGUAAUAUAUACGCUUUUCAGCAUACAUUAUUAAUUAAAGUGAAGUACAGUGCAUAUAUCCCUGAUAUCCCUUC